Epithele typhae is the source of this 1293-nucleotide messenger RNA. RefSeq lists its product as uncharacterized. The transcript has 8 exons. Bases 1 to 1293 code for a protein of 430 amino acids. Lineage: Eukaryota; Fungi; Basidiomycota; Agaricomycetes; Polyporales; Epitheliaceae. Gene Ontology annotation, biological process: intracellular transport. The record is from RefSeq and is a predicted model, not a curated record.
AUGAUCCCCUUCUUCGCUGCCGCCGUGGCCACAGUCAACUCCAGCGCGGCCUCACGUUCAAGCCGCAUCCCAUUCUUCAAGUUCCACCGCCGCAACAGCACCGGCAGCGCGCGCUCCGCCGCCUCGGAGACCCAGAGCGUCCAGAGCGACUCCCCGAGCGACUCCACCGACGACGGUGCGAGCGCGAGCGCGGGCCCGCCCGCGCAAUGCACGCCCGAGCAGCGCGACGCGCGUGCGUUCGAAGCCCCGGAAGCCGAAAGCGUUUCCGACGAAGUCGAGGAUGGGUCGCUGAAGCGCAAACGAGGUUCGGCCCCGCCCGUCGCGAAUUUGAACUCGGACAACCCGCCCAUGAAGCGGCGCAGGACUCCGUCCGCGGGCCAGAGGAUGGAUGAGUGUGCAGAGGGUGAUGGGAAGAUCGAAGAGACCAUGCCCCAGCCGCAGUUGUCUAGCCAGCCGGCCCGGAGUGCUAUCUCGGAAGCUCCUGCUGCCCCGGACGCUGUCAAGGUGGAGGACAAGGCAGUAGCGCUGGACACUGUCAUCGUCAAGUCAACUGUUGAGGAGACGAAGUCUGAAGUCCUCGCUCUGCCCAGUCCACCAUCAACCCCUCAGCCCCAGUCCACGCAGGUCGUGAAGUCACCUCUCUACACCCAUACCCCGUCCACUUUGUGGCACGCUACCUCCACGCCCCUUGUCGCUGCCAAGCCCUCCAAGGCGUUCUCUGCGUUCUCUGGACAGUCUUCGGCUUUCGCAGUCUCGUCCUUCGCUUCGGCCAAGGCUCCUGCCUGGUCCGCAACUCGUGACUCUAACUCCGUGUUCGCGCCGGCCGCAGGGACGGCCCUCGCUUUCGGCUCCCCCGGUGAGGAGCCAGCUGCGCCCGUCGCCAGCACUCUCCCCAUCGUGACGGGAGAAGAAGAUGAGGAAUUGGAGACGGAGCUGAAGGGUGUGAAGGUCUUCAUCAAGCGGGGAAACCGCGAUUUCUGCGAGGGCAUCCUCGGGAAUGCUAAGCUCCUUAAACACAAGGUUUCCGGUCAACAGAGGAUACUAUUCCGCCGAGAGCCCGUGUGGAAGGUCACCAUGUCCGUGCGGCUGCGCCCGGCUGUGCGUUGCUCGUUCGAGGAGGUGCAGGGUGCGCUGCGCGUGGCCCUGAAGGAGCCUAUCGAGGGCACUCAGGAGGAACAGUUUGUGAUCUAUGUUCUUAGGAGAGGCAAGGCAUCCCGCAACGACUUCGCCGACUUUGCGCAGGCAAUCAUCGAGAACUCGCGGACGCUGGAGCAGUCUCCUUCGGCCGCCUGA